This is a messenger RNA of Branchiostoma belcheri (Belcher's lancelet), 1286 nucleotides long. Its product is annotated as hemagglutinin/amebocyte aggregation factor-like. Gene Ontology annotation, biological process: collagen fibril organization. Bases 40 to 642 code for a protein of 200 amino acids. Gene Ontology annotation, molecular function: extracellular matrix structural constituent. The record is from RefSeq and is a predicted model, not a curated record. Lineage: Eukaryota; Metazoa; Chordata; Leptocardii; Amphioxiformes; Branchiostomatidae. The transcript has 4 exons. Gene Ontology annotation, cellular component: extracellular matrix.
UCGACUGGUCAUUCCCAUUCCCAACUUGACCGACCGACGAUGGCAUCGGCACGAGCGUGGAUCGUCACCGCGGUUCUCCUGGCCUGUCUCCUCGCCGGGCCCACCGAUGCCUGGUUCAGGAGGCGCCGCCGCCGCACCGCCCCUCCCCCUGCCUGCCCGUCUCCCACCACGGCACUGGCCGGCGCACAGACUACCUGGGACGGCCCCUUCACCGUCCAGUGCCCGCUCACUAGAGCCAUCUCCCGCGUACAGAGCGCCCACUGUAACGUCGCCCAGGACCGCGUCUGGCGGUUCGAGUGCAGGUUUGCUCCUGGGCUCCUCUUCAUCCAGACCUACUGGAGUCCUUGGGUGAACGACUUUGACGGGAACAUGGGCUACACCUGUCCCUUCAACAGCGUCGUCACGGGAUUCAUGAGCGUCCACUCCAACUCGCACCAGGACCGCCGCUGGAGGCUGAAGUGCUCCCGUAAACCGGGUAUGACGGUCCACAGCUGCGUCGUGACCGGGUACGUCAACAACUGGGACGCCGCCAUGAACUACAUCGUGCCGCCCAGUUACUACAUCAAGGGCAUCCACGGAGUGCAUCACAACACUUACCAAGAUCGGCGUUACCGCUUCACCCUGUGUAAGGUCACUCCCUAAACAGCACCACUUCACAUCCAGUGCAGCCACAGAGAGCGUGAUCAAAGUAACAAGACAUAACGUUAUAUGAAAUUUAAACUAACUUCCAACAGAAAAUAUUAGACUUUCAAAAUUUGAGCCGAGGGUGCUAGCAUCAGCGGUAUUAUGAUUAUUCAUAACUUUCAAUUUUCUCUCGAGGUUUAGAUUUAAAAAGGAUCGGGACCGAAUCAUGAAGCCGGUCCAUUCUGUGUUUAGAUUGUAAAUUGUUGCUUUUUGUUUUCUCAUAUUUGGUUGAUCCGUUGGUCAGGAAAGAUAAACGUAGCGAGAAUUAUACUGCAUGUAACCGUUAAACCUUGCAUGCCAUACGUACAUGAGGUAAUAAUAGAACGAAACUAGUUAUCCGGUAGACUACCUUCCUUUGCUAAUGUUAGCGGAAAAAAGCCUGUAUUUCCUUAUCCUUAAGGCCUUACGUGCAAUACUGUUUUAGCAGAAAUUCGCGUUUGCUUAGCAAUUUUAAUUUGCUAAACAUGUUUUAUCUUUACAAAAUGUGAUAUACAUGUAAUGGUUUACUAUAGUUUGCCUGGUGUUUGAUUGCUGUGGCAUGGAACGCAACGUGAACAAAUAAACCAUCGGUGUGAGAUGAAUUGCCGUCUGGUAGCUGUUUU